Molecule: messenger RNA, 5365 nt
Organism: Myripristis murdjan (pinecone soldierfish)
Lineage: Eukaryota; Metazoa; Chordata; Actinopteri; Holocentriformes; Holocentridae
Gene: fbln2
Product: fibulin 2
Exons: 17
Coding region: 178-4338 (1386 amino acids)
Cellular component (GO): extracellular region
Molecular function (GO): calcium ion binding
Source: RefSeq, a predicted model, not a curated record
CUUUGCCUUGCGACGCACCGUGGACCCUGUCGGCGCUCCUCCAGCCCACGGCAACACAUGCAAGUCCAGGUUCAGCAUAGAGGAAAUUCAGGAGAGCAGCAGAGUCCUUGAGAGAUAAAUUAAAGGCUGUGGACAACUUCUGAUUUUCCUCUGAUUGUUCUAUGUUUCCCCGGUGCCAUGGCCUGUCUCUCGAGAGCUGAAGUGACAUUGCUGAAGUGUGUCCUGCUCUUCCUCUACCUGAGUGGCUGUUUGUGCCAGCGUGACUGCACCGGAGUGGACUGUCCUUUGCUUAACAACUGCAUCGAGGAAGUACUGGAGAGCGGCGCCUGCUGUGCUACGUGCGUGCAAACAGGGUGCACGUGCGAAGGUUACCAAUACUACGAUUGUGUCAAUGCUGGAUUCAAAAACGGCAAAGUUCCCGAGGGAGACUCUUACUUUGUCGACUAUGGCAGCACAGAGUGCUCCUGCCCUGAGGGAGGGGGCCGGAUAAGCUGUCACUUCAUCAGCUGUCCGGACAUCCCGCCGAACUGCAUCGAGGUCUCAGAGCCUGCAGACGGCUGUGUGCAGUGUGAACGUAUUGGAUGUGUCCAUGAUGGGCAAAAGUAUGAGGCUGGUCACUCCUUCCACAUAGACCCCUGUCGGGUUUGUCACUGCCCCACCGAAGGGGGAAAGCUGAUGUGCUACCCUGUACCCAACUGUGACCCACGCAAAGUCCAUAAACCCAUGUUAGCCUCGUCCACAGAGGACAGUGCCACCAAUAGGCACUACAGUGAUCUGCACAAGUUUGACCAUCAAGGCCCUGUGGAUCGCUUCUCCACACCACAUCGUCUCUCAUCUAGUGGGAGUAUUCCUCUUUUCAAACCUCCGUUGGAUAAGGAGGAGAUGGAGGAAUAUGAUUAUGAUGCGACAGACGUUCGAGAGUCCUACCCUGACUCUCUGGUCUUCCCCACCCAGGCUUACCCCACCAACAAGGUCAUCUCUGUGUCCCGUGGUGCUGACCGAGCUGACAGAGCCUCUACACGUCACAGCCUUGACAGAGAAACCAAGCAGGAGUUGAGAGAGCGCUACGGAGUUCAUGUGCAUCCCACAGACAGAGAGGAAGUGACAGAAAGUCCCGUGACGGCAGUGCAGAGUACUGUCAAGACAACUGUCCAGGAGGACACCACCACAGCUUGGUGGAGAAGCAGCUCAGAGGGUGUAAUGCAUGCGCAAAGUGGCUCACAGAGUCAUAUCAGCCCACACACAGGCUUGGAAAGUGCAAUGCAUGCGGCGAGCAGUUCGGAUAGCGUCAUAUUUCCUCGAAACCGAGGUUCAGGAAGUGAAAAACACCCAGUUUAUCCACACAGGAGUUCAGCAACUCAGCAGAGCAGACCUGUGAGUAAGACACAUAGGCAGAAUGUGUCAGAUAGUGUUAUACUCCCACUGCACCCGCUAAGAGGUUCAGAGAGUCACAUGUACUCAGUUCAUCAGGCGAGAGGUGCACAGAGUCAAGGCCAACUACAGAAAAGUUCAGAUUGGGUGAAUUUUCCACUGCAUCCCCAGGCAAGUUCAAGGAGUCAAAUGCAAUUACAGGGAACAGUCGCACCAGAUGAUGAAGAAGGGGUUGAUGAAGAAGAGUUUGAAGAGGAGGAGGAUGAAGAGGAAAGAAUAGUAACACUGCAGAAUGUUGCUGAGGGAAUGUGGCCUGAGGGAAGGGAUGUACUAUAUGAUUUACAAUCAGUGCAGCUGGAGAGAGGCCACGGGGAAUCAGAUCACAGCGAUCCAACCAGUACCACCACCACCACCACCACCACCACCACCACCACCAAGACCACAGCUGAGCCCAGCACCCGCUCCCCCAGGAGGCCUGAGACCCAAACAACUCCCUUACUCCGCUUCACCACCACAACCCAGCCGCCAGUGCACAUCACACCAGAUGAAAGACGAUCUGGGAAAAAGCCUCUUCAGACGCUGCUAAACCUCCACAGCGAAGACGCAGAUAUGGAGGAGAAACAGGUGGAAGAGCCAGAGGAGGAGAGGACAGAGGACAGUCCUGUUUUCCUCCUCAAGCCUGACGGAGGUCCAGGUCCAGCUGUUCCUGCUGAAAAGCUGGUGGAUAGCUGCUGUGCUGCUGGUCAGAGAUGGGCCACAGAGAAGCACCACUGUGACCACAUGACACCUCCAAGUAACGACAAGCACUCUGUAUGCAGUGUUGCUCAGAAGCAGUGCUGCUUGAGCUCCCUGAAGGACAGCCAGUGUCUGUCGGGCAUGACUUCAGCCAGACGGGGAGAUGUGUGUGACGUGGAGGCUGAGGGCCAGUGUGCAGACGACUCCUACCAGGUGUGCUGCAGCUGCUGCGCCCUUGGCCUGCGAAUGCGGAGUGAAGGACGCGGGUGCAAUGCCCAUCAGUACCUGGGCUUCCCGUGCGGCCACGUCUUCCUCACCUGCUGUGAGGAACAGGAAGGCCUUGACCAGCUGCCACUGAAGAGGAAGGAGAGGCCCAGACCCACCGCCAUGCCCAGGAAAGUCUCAGACAGCAAGUUCCCCAAGGAGGCCUUCUCCAUCCAAGCCACAGACGAGGCUGCCAACGCGGUGGAGGAGCAGGAGGAUGUGAACGAGUGUCAGCUGUACCGAGGCCAGCUGUGCCAGCACACAUGCACUAACACCUGGGGUUCAUACCGCUGCGGCUGCCACCCGGGCUACAUACUGCAGCCGGACGGACAUUCCUGUGCACCCGUGAGUCCUGAUGAGGACAACAGGGUCAGAGAGGAAGACAACUCGGCCAUGAUCCCAGCACCAACCACUAUUACCAGUACAACCACCACCACCCCUGUUCAUCUGAAUCCCUGUGCAGGAAACGGUCCUUGCAGUCAGCAGUGUACGGUGGUGGUAGGCCAGGCCCGCUGCUCCUGCUUCCCAGGGUUCUCGCUGAUGGCAGAUGGACAAACGUGCGAAGAUGUGGACGAGUGUGUGACCAACACCCACAGCUGCCGUCCCAGCGAGCGCUGCGUAAACACAGUGGGUUCGUUUGUAUGCGAGCGGCAAGUCACUUGUCCUGCAGGCUACCAGCCGAGAAAUGGCGUGUGCGAGGACAUUGAUGAAUGCAUGGUGCGGACCCAUAACUGUGGUGUUGGCUCCGUGUGUGAGAACACAGAGGGCUCUUUCCUGUGUAACCCCAAACAGAAGUGCCUCACCGGCUUCACACAAGACUCCCAUGGCAACUGUAUCGACAUAAAUGAGUGCACAAGCCUAAGUGAACCAUGCAGCCCAGGUUUUAACUGUAUCAACACAGUGGGCUCCUAUACGUGCCAGAGGAAGGUCAUAAUGUGCACCAAGGGCUACCACUCCAGCUCGGAUGGAGCCAAAUGUGUCGACAUAGAUGAGUGUCAAACGGGAACACACCGCUGUGGAGUGGGCCAGAUCUGUCACAACCUCCCUGGCAGCUACCGCUGUGACUGUCAGACGGGUUACCAGUAUGACGCCCUCCGCCAGGUCUGCACCGAUGUGAACGAGUGUUGGCGUUAUCCUGGACGCCUGUGCUCCCAGACCUGCGAAAACACCCCGGGCUCCUACCACUGCUCCUGCACCGCCGGCUUCUCCCUGGCGUUUGACGGCAAGAACUGUGAAGAUGUGAAUGAAUGUGACAAUAACCCCUGCAGCCAGGAAUGCGCCAACAUCUACGGCUCAUACCAGUGCUACUGCCGCCAAGGCUUCUACUUGAAAGAGGAUGGACACACCUGUGAAGAUAUUGAUGAGUGCGCCCAGAGCAUUGGGAACCUUUGUGCCUUCCAGUGUGUCAACGUUGCCGGCAGUUACCAGUGUGCCUGUCCUCCCCACGGAUACACCAUGUCUGCUAAUGGACGCACGUGCAGAGAUAUUGAUGAGUGCACUACGGGAACACACAACUGCUCAUCUGGCCAAAACUGCUAUAACAUCCAGGGAGGCUUCAGAUGUCUGUCAUUCGACUGCCCUGCCAACUACAAGAAGGUGUCGGACAUCCGGUGUGAGCGGCUCAGCUGUCCUAGCAACUCCUUAGAUUGCCAAAACUCCCCGCUGAGGAUCACAUACUACCAGCUCAGCUUCCAGACCAACAUCGUCAUCCCUGCCCAGAUCUUCCGAAUUGGCCCUUCCCCUGCCUACUCCGGCGACCACAUCGUCAUCAGCAUCACCAAGGGCAACGAGGAGGGCUACUUCACCACGCGGAAGCUGAACAGCUUCACGGGCGCCGUCUACCUGCAGAGGCAAGUACGCGAGCCCAAAGACUUCCUCAUAGAUGUGGAGAUGAGACUGUUGAGGCAGGGGACGUUCACCACGUUCCUGGCCAGGAUCUACGUCUUCAUCACAGCCACCUCCAUGUAAAGCCCCACAGAGACGGAGAGAGGGACUGAGAAUUUCAUAUGGUGCUAACGUUACUAUGUGUAAUAUCUUUCAGCAGUUGUAUCCAAGCAUCUUGAUUGUAAUACGUUGCCAAAGGCCUUUCUGUUUUCUUUUUCCAUUUCUUUGGCAAGCUUACACGCAUGCCAUAUCCAUGAAGCUGCUACUCGUUUUGAAAGCUUCCUCCUGCUGGCAUGUUUUACCAACCUUAUAUUUACCGAAAUAUUGUCUGCUUAAAUGUUGCCAGUGUAAUUUGCUUUUGUUCACCACCUUUUAUAGUGUGCCUGUGCAAGCUGUUCGGUAUGGAUCGGGCAGUGGCAAGGUGCUACAAAGGUCACUGCACAAGUCUAGGUUGGUGGUUGGCACUCGGCUUUCCUCUCUUUAAGCCUCUUGCUCUUUGACCUCCCAAUUUGAAUGUUAAUUUUCAUGAGAAUUAUGAAUUAUUCAUGAACGUUUGAAAAAAAGAAAAACAACCUUUCCAGCACUAGAAGUCAAAUCGGGGCACUUUUCAUUACCCAGCUGUUAAUGUGGUUGGAAAAAAAAAAAAAUACCGCAGCAGAUCCUUAAAAUCGGUCAUCCUAGCACAUUUUUUUUCAGUAUUUGGUGUAUAUUAUCUUUAAAAGACUCGAUUUGAUAAAAUAUAAGUCUUGAAAUCCAGUGCAAAACAUACCAGAAAAAAUCCACCUCUCACAUGGGAAAUGUAUAGUAAAUUCCAGCACUGAGAACACUAAUGUUGUGUUUUUGUUGAUAUAUAUGUUUUUUGUGUCCUAUUCUUUGCCUAUUACUGGACAUAUGUUAUUGUGUUACUGUGUUGUAAUUAUCUCAGGGCAAAAUCAUGCAAUCUUGUACACACCUGACAAAUUCCUACGUAGUGUACAGGAAUGAAUCAGUCUGCAAUCACGAUUCUCGGCCUGUCCCUAAACAGGACAGCGCACAACAUGUACAGUUUCCGCCGCCAGUUUCUAACGUUUCUAUCUUGAAAUCAAUCAUUACAACGACCGGACUGUUUCCA